AUGCUUGCGUGCCUAACGAUUCUGACUGCCAUGGUGGCGUUAGCCAAGGGAGCGUGUACAGUAAAUAUCGAGUCCCAGUUAAACGCCGAUGCACCAUUGCUUCUGCUUAACAAUCAGUUAUGGGCGCCAAAUGGAGAUACGCUGCGGAUGGAUGCGGGAGAUAUAAUACAGAUUGCCUGUCCACGCAGGACGAUCGUAAACACCGGAACCGUCACGGCCGACAUUCAGUGUGUGUUCGACCAGACGUUCAAUCUUGGUGGAAUCCUUGUGGACAUUUCCAGUGUCUCUUGUGCUAAUCGUCCACCUCACCCGAUGAGUUCUAUUCAAAAUACGCAUCAGCUUUGCGGAAAUGGUGGAACCUUGCUCAAUAUUGGGUUCGUAGUGCCUGACUUUAUACCCUUUGUGACAUACAUCCAGUCGUGUUACAAUUUGCAAACGAAUUCGGCCAUUUACUCCCGCCAUGUAAUUAGAGGACAGGCUAUCAACGACAAGAUUGUUGAUAGAAGAAAAACUUCGUUCAGAGCUGGCGAUAUUGACACAAAGUUCCGGGACGCUUAUCUCCAGAGAAGUCAGCAAACACGUUUUCGGAACCUUUUAGGACCCGUAGGAGGAAACAGAUAUUUCGUUACAAACGCAAAGUUUCUAGCCCGUGGACAUCUUGCACCGGACGCGGAUGGUAUCUUUCGUCCCUGGCAGCAGGCAUCCUACUACUACGUCAACGCCGUUCCAAUAUGGCAGAAAGUGAACAAUUGUAACUGGAAGGCAGUUGAGAAUGCUGCCCGCGAAAUGGCAGCCAGGUUGAGGGAGGAUGUGCUGAUCUUUACCGGUGUCCAUGACAUUUUGACACUUCCGAACGACCAUGGUCACCAAAUUCCAAUCACGCUUCGAGUUGAAGGUAUUGAAGUACCGAAGUGGAUAUGGAAGAUCAUAAAAUGGCCAGAAAUGGACGCAGCAAUGGUUCUAGUUACUCACAACGAUCCGUUCCGGCAAGAUGCUCUGCCUGCUGAUGAACUGUUGUGUCCCGAUGUGUGCGCACAGUACGGUUGGACUAAAGAGAAUUACAGAGACUCUGAACGAGGUUACACUUACUGUUGUACGGUGGCUAGUUUGCUUCAUGUUAUUCCUAGCAUUCCGCCUGAGGCGCAUUCGACCAAUGUGCUGCAUUUUAAUACAUUCAACUAA
Anopheles maculipalpis is the source of this 1182-nucleotide messenger RNA. RefSeq lists its product as uncharacterized. The transcript is spliced from 4 exons. The coding region runs from base 1 to 1182 and encodes 393 amino acids. Gene Ontology annotation, cellular component: mitochondrial inner membrane; nucleus. Gene Ontology annotation, molecular function: nucleic acid binding; RNA endonuclease activity; single-stranded DNA endonuclease activity. The record is from RefSeq and is a predicted model, not a curated record. Gene Ontology annotation, biological process: apoptotic DNA fragmentation. Lineage: Eukaryota; Metazoa; Arthropoda; Insecta; Diptera; Culicidae.